UUUUUUUAGACAAGCGUCAGUCAUAGUCAAGGUGAGACUCUUAGGGAAAUACUGGAAAUUCGUUGUCUUUUCGAACAACUGGGCUGUGAGAAGUCAUGAUCCUGGUCUGAUCGGUUUGGCUUGGCAUGGCUCCAACGUAAGUCAAUAACGUGACAGAGUCAGAAUGACAGACAGUCUUGAUUCUCCAUAUCAAGAUGAAGACGUGGCCAAAGAUAAGACUUUGAGGGAGGUGGAUCCUGCCGUCAGUCCCCAAAGACAUUGUGCAUGCAUGGAGUCCAAAUCGGAAAUGUUUUACCUGACAGAUAAUGUAAGGGGGAGCCAAUCUGCAGAAUCUGAUGAAAGUGUGGGGGCUGCAAGUCAAAGCAGCAGUCGUCAUGGCAGACACUCACCAGUACCCAGUGUACUCUCCAUGAAGAGUGACCAGUCAAUGAAUACUCCCCCUAUCACAUUAACAGAAGGAAGCAUACAAACCACAAGCAGCAGUAAUCCUGACAGACUCUCACCAGUACCCAGUGUAAUGUCCUUGAAGAGUACCCAGUCAAUGAAUCUUCCUAUUACAUUAACAGAGGGAAGCAUACAAACCAGUGACCUCACUACAGAACCUGGAGGUGUUCUCUGUGCUGUUUGCCCAAAGAGGGCUUUCAAGUCCUGCAUGACCUGCACCGCAUCGUUCUGUGAGGUCCACGCUAAGCCACAUUACUCAGCUCCAGCACUGCAGAGACACAAGCUGGUGGAUGCCACUGAAGACCUGGAGCAGAAGCUUUGCACACGACACCACAGAGAGCUGGAGUAUUACUGCAGGACUGACCAGACGGCAAUAUGUGCAUCAUGUGUGGCAGUGGGACACAAUGGACACGACAUAACAGAACUGGGAGAACAUCAGAGUCUACAAAAGACCAAAUCAGAGAUGGAAAAUAUGACAGCUGUCCCUCCUCCUGGGCCCAUUGAGUUCUCCUCAGUGAAUCCAGACUCUGUGUGUGUGUGCUGGGGACCUCCUGAGGGACUGCCUGGACCCCACAGAUUCAGGGUCACUUGGAUGGAUGAAGGAAACCAGGAGCAGCUGGAAGUGCAGGACCUGAAGCUACAUGUGCAGGGACUGUCUUCAGGAGAGAAGUACACAUUUACUGUGGCCACCAUCAGUGAUGACCACAGACUGAGUCCGUGUGUCUCUGCAACUGUGCAGACAGAUCAUCCUAAACCUGAGUGUCUUUCUGUAGACAUGGAUCUCACUUCAGUUUCAGUGAAGUGGAGCAAACCAGCAGGACUUGAUCAAGUCUCAUAUUUACUGACCCUUCAUAGUAAUGGGCAAUGUCUAAGGACCAUUUCCACUAAAUCAGCGCAGCACUGCUUUUCUGAUUUAGAUUUGGGGAAAAAACACUCCAUCACUCUUUCCACAGUGGUGAAAGGGUUUCAAAGGCAGUCCUUCACUAAAACCAUCGAAACAAGUGUUCCAGUCCCAGAGAAUCUGACUGUGUCCUCAGUGACUCCAACUUCAGCUGUUGUCAGCUUUAGUCUUCAUCAGGGGAUGGAGCAGAUUCCACACUACUUCCUGAUCUCUUGCCACAGUGAAGGAGCUGAACCACAGACCAUCUCUACAGAGUCCUGCAGCACAACUCUUACAGACCUGCAGCCAGACACUCAGUACGCUGUUAUUGUCUGCUGUCAGCUCAAAGAUGGGGGAAGGAGUCAGUCUACUUCAGUCGUCAUUCAAACAGGUAGUUUUGUUCCUGAACAGUUGACUGUGGAUGCACUGGACAGAGAACUUUACAAAUGGAAGGCCGAUCUCAGCUGGAGUGUGCAUCAAGGGAUGGAGCAGAUUCCACACAGAUUCCUGAUCUCCUACCACAGUGAAGGGACUGAACCACAGACCAUCUCUACGAAGUUCUGCAGCACAACUCUUACAGACCUGCAGCCAGACACGCAGUACACUGUCACUGUCUGCUGUCAGCUCAAAGAUAGUGGAUUGCAGAACAAGCCAGCUUCCACAACCUUCCACACAAGUGAAAGGAGGAUUGUGUUGCUCGGGAAAACAGGUGAUGGUAAAAGCAGUGCUGGAAACACCAUUUUGGGAGAAAAGGUUUUUCAAGUCCACGCUUCUCAGUACUCUGCCACAUGUCACUGUGAAACUCAGAGUAGGAUCAUCAACGGGAGGAAAAUAACAGUCAUUGACACACCUGGAUUCUUUGACACAACUGUUCCAGAGGAGUCGUUAAAAUGUGACAUAGCAAAAUGCAUCUUUGACAGUUCCCCAGGCCCCCAUGCCUUCAUCAUUGUGCUGAAAGUAGGAAGGUUCACAGAACAGGAAGAACAAAUUACACAAAAGAUUAAACAAUUAUUUGCAGAUGAUGCCUUCAGUCAUGCAGUGGUUCUUUUCACAAGUGGUGGAAGCCUGGAUGGUAAAAGUAUUAAGGAGUUUGUGGAGGAGAUCAGGAGCCAUCCGGAAGCUGCUGGGAAAAGAACUACACUCAAGGACCUUGUGGACACGUGCCAUGGCCGGUGUCAUGUCAUAGAUAGUAAACUCUGGAAACAUCAGGAAGAGGGGGAGCGUAGCAACAGAACUCAGUUAGCAAAGCUGUUCAACACCAUAGAGGAGAUGGUGCAGCAGAAUGGUGGUGGUUAUUACAUGAAUGAAAUCCUGACAUUAGUGGAAGAGGCCAUACAAGAGGAAAUGCAAACAUUGAAAGCAACACAACAAGAUCAGGAGCAAAAAUUAUCUGACAGGGAGAUAAAGGAGAAAGCCAAAAAGACAGUGAUGAUGAGAAUUAUGGUAAAUAAAGUUGUGGCCACACCUGCGGUGAUGCUGGUUGGAUUUUUCUGUUUACCUUCACUUCCAGCUCGACGAAUCUUAAACAAAGCAGCGAUUCAGAAAGCAGCUGCUAAGGCAAAACAUCCUGGGGAAGCCAUAGUAGAAGCAUUUAAAAUGCUAAGACAGUUGUCACAUGUAAAGGCGAUGUUAAAAACAUUCGUAGAAUGACAGAAAGUAGAGAGAAGUAAAUAAAUUGUGUAGGCAAGUGGGAAGCACAACACUGAUGGCCAUAUAGGAUGAUCCAGAGCAUUUAAAGGGACACUUCACCGAUUAGCAUUAAGCUUUGUAUCUUUAGAAAACCAGUCAUGUUUUUGAAUGGUCGUGCAUCAUUCCCUCAGUUUGUCUUGAGAUGGGAGAAAUACGGAUUUCAAGGAAACCCAUGAAUAGGACUUCCUGCUUUCAAUGAUGUAAAAUGAUGAUUUUUACAUCAUUGAAAGCAGGAAGUCCAACAUUGAAAUCCGUAUUUCUCCCAUCUCAAGGCAAACUGAGGGAAUGAUUCAAAAUUCAACAUUCAAAAACAUGACCGGUUUUCUAAAGAUAUAAGCUCAAUGCUAAUCGGUGAAGUGUCCCUUUAAUGAGCACCACCAUGCAUCUGUGCUAGCAUCUCUUGUGAAACAGGAUGUGGCCAUAUCUCGACGGUUCUGUUUAUUUACAUUGUCUGGCAGAUAUUGCAAUCUGACACAUCCUAACUAUAUUUUCCAUUCUCGUCCUUUUCUGACUUCACAUUUUAAUAAAAACUAGAAAGAUUCUAGAAUGUACUCUUAGGUUUUCUCUUCUCUGUGGGUGCCAUAACUUUAGCAUAAUUCACUGGAAGUGAGUUAGACAAGGUAGGCUAUAGCUAACAGGAAAACAGUAAAUAACCUUGUUUCCCAAAAUGUUGGUGUGUUCCUUUUAAAUCAGAAUAUAGAUACAUCUCAAUAUGUUAUUAUAUGUGAAAUGCAACCAUUUUAAGUUAUUGUUUAGUUGUAUAAAGAGUACAGUUGUACAACACAGUCUUAUUAUAUAUUAUCCAAUAUCUUUGUUUUAGUCAUUAGGCUCUAGUUUAAAGGAUGGACAAAGUCUACAGUUUUUUUCUGUUUUUCUAAAAUUAUUGGUAAUACAUUGAAUCUAUUUUCUUUUUAGGCUACUACUCUUAAGUUACUGCUACUACUCUGCACAUAUCUGUACAUGUUGUUCAUACAUUGUUCAUACUGUUCAUACUGUAUAGCUAUAAUAUAUUCUGCUCGCAUAAGGUUACUACAUAUUUAUAGUUUAUUCAUAAUACUGUAUACUUUCUUAACUGUAUACUACUGUCUACACUACACUAUAUGUUUAUACCAUACAACCUGUCUAUACUGUGUAUAUUUUUCGCACUUGACAAUAAAGUUUCAUCUAAUCU
Sardina pilchardus (European sardine) is the source of this 4184-nucleotide messenger RNA. RefSeq lists its product as uncharacterized. The record is from RefSeq and is a predicted model, not a curated record. The coding region runs from base 164 to 2974 and encodes 936 amino acids. Gene Ontology annotation, molecular function: GTP binding; zinc ion binding; protein binding. Lineage: Eukaryota; Metazoa; Chordata; Actinopteri; Clupeiformes; Clupeidae. The transcript is spliced from 11 exons.